Messenger RNA from Alternaria burnsii, 2304 nucleotides. RefSeq lists its product as uncharacterized. The transcript has 6 exons. The record is from RefSeq and is a predicted model, not a curated record. NCBI's taxonomy places the organism in Eukaryota, Fungi, Ascomycota, Dothideomycetes, Pleosporales, Pleosporaceae. Gene Ontology annotation, molecular function: protein binding. Bases 1 to 2304 code for a protein of 767 amino acids.
AUGGUUUUCACUACCCCUGCGGAUGGACAGCAGGUGCUUACUGCGAUAACCUCCGAUGAUCAGGCCGGCCACGAUGAGGCUGACGGACGAGAUUCGGGUGCUGAGAGCGCCGAGUUCAAGGAUGACAGAUCUGUUCAAGAGAUAAGGUCUCCGAAGAAAGGUGACAGGUCUUUCGAAGCGACCAGUGCCUUGGGAGGAAAUGAUGACACGUACCAGGACAGGCCUUCGCAGAUACCAAUGAGACACAUUGGACUCUCCAUUCAAGAGCUAGCCCCGCUCUUGUUUGGUCCGUGGGAACAGCACUAUGACCGGGACCUCAAAAUCCGAUCUCUAACUCUUCGCAUCAUGAAUUUUGUUCUCGAUCAAUUCCAAGAUACUGCAGCUUUGGACAGGGUCCCUUCUGAUGGACGCACCCCUCUGUGGACAGCGAUUCUUUAUGACACCACGGAUUGUGUAGCGGCCCUCUUAGCAAGAGGUGCUGAUCCAUACAAAGAAUCUCACGGCAGAACACCAUUCCAGCUUCUAUCCGGGGACUAUGGAUGGGAUAACACGACAGACAAGAGAUCUCUGGAGUUCCGCGUGAUGGUGCCCGUGCUUUACAAUAUAUGUAGAACAAUUGAGGGUAUCGUGAACAGACGAAGAUCGUCCGGGUGUUACACGCAAAUUUUGGAUAGUUUCUGUGCAAGUAUCCGCCCACCCAUCAUCACUCCAGGUAACUCAGUGCUCACUUACCGGGAUCCGAUGUACAACCCGCUGGUCGUCGAAGGUAGGACGAUCGGCAGUACCAUGGUGUUUCCUUUUCUCAUUUUAGAGAGAAUAUGCGAAGUCCUCGGUACACGUGCAAGAUACGAAGACGCCAAGAAGACCUCCAAGAAACUGCCAGCUUCAAAGUAUGGAUUUGGCGACCGCACCCUACUCGGUAUAUGUCUAGAUCGUACGUUAGACGAGGCGUACUUCCCAGGCAUGGAUGAGAUGUUCUUUGACAAAAGAAACAUGGAUCAAGUGGUUUCCAGAGUGUGGAGAAGAUCAUCAGACCCAUCAAACUCAUCGAAGGAUGCUGACACUACUCGUGCGCCAAUACUGAUGGUUCCACAAAUGUGGCUAUGGCAAUACGAAUCAGUCCUCUUGUCUGCUUACUCAAGUAAGCGAGUUUCUGGUAGGAUUGCGGUGUUCUCCUCGAAGGAUGGGUGGCAAACACCGCGUUUCUUUGGUGACAUGAGCGAGCCAACACCUUCGGUCGAGCUACAGAUGGGCCUCGUCAUCGCUAAUCAGGUCUUCGAAUUUGGAGAAGAGCACGACCAGGAAGAUGAGGGCUCAAGGUUCAGAUCCGCUCUCCAGAUGUUUGAAGUCGCGGUGGUGACAACGCUGUCUGACGUCCAACGCUAUCUUGAUGGUGAGCAGGAUAUCUUAACAAUGAAGGGACAGAAGAAGAAGGAGAGAGAGUUCAUUCAUACAAUGUCUGACAUACAUAGCGAGCUGGACAUGAUCUCUGCCGUGCUUCAGCAGCAGGCGAAAAUCAUGAAUAAAUUCCUCAGAGAGACGCGGAGGCUUCAGGAAGCGGCCGCUGGUCAAGAGAAGAAGGGAUGGGCGUUGGUGAAGGAGGCGCGUGCCUUGAUCAAUGAGUAUGAAAAUCGUAUCCUCAAGAUACAUCGAGACGCGGACAGGGUCGACAAGACGAUUGAAUCGUACCUGGACCUUAAGAGGACUUACGCCAGCAUCGAAGAUACCCGAAAUGGUCUUGUUGUUGGCAUCGCGGCGUCUGCAUUCGCGCUCGUGACGGUAAUUUUCACGCCGCUGAGCUUCAUGACGAGCCUCCUUGCUCUGCCGGUUGAUCAUUUUGCGCGGCAGCAGAUCAAGGUUGAUGGCGCUGAAGAUGGCGUUUUCAGGAGUUCUUAUGUUGCUGGUUAUACAGCCUUGGCGGGCAUCUUGACAUGGGUGAUAACGCUAGCGUUGUUGUCUGGCCCGUUGUACACGUGGUGGAAGAGUAAUGAUGAGUGGAAAGAGCGGUGGAAGAAGAGUAAUGAUGGUUGGAAAGAACGAUUGAAGAUUGACAAAUGGGGAGAGAAAUUGCGGAAAGUGAUUCAUAUCAGAGAGGAUGAUGCGGCGAUGAACGCGAGCAGAUCAAGGUCAGCAGGAACGAAAGCGAUGGCAAAGAACGAGAAUGGCAUAGAAUCGAUUGACGCCGGGAAUGGAACGAAUAGACCGCAGAGUAUGGACGCAUCAGCUCUAGGACAGCAGAGGAAGAAGAAUGGACUGCGGCGCAUGCUGCUUGGGCAGCGCGAUACUCAGACUAGCAAUGCAUAG